AUGAGAGUCGGAGUUCUUUGGGGCGUGGAUACACAAGGUUUCCUUCUCUCGUGGAUAUUGCAUUAUUUUUUCAUAGGAGAUGUAUGAGAUCUACGGUUGAUGCUUUUAUAAUGUGGCUGCAUUUUCUGGCAGAUUUGUCACUCAGCUGCUCAUGGACACAUUCAGACUCUUAUGCACCCAUUUUCACCAAGAUAGAAAACCGUCAUCUGUUUUGCAUGUCUCUUUUGAUUGUGAGAGGAAAUUGCCUAUUCUUAUCACUGCAUGCUGUACGAUGCAGAUUUAGUUUAAUUGUAAAUAAAUAAUGUGAGAUAUAUUUUAUUCUGAUCUUUUCCUCCCAGAGAGACAGAAAAACCUUCAGUAGAAAAUGUAGAAAAAGAGACAGAGAAAGGGUGGAGAUCCACUAACACAGCUUUUCCAUCUCUCUCUCUCUCUCUCUCUCUCUCUCUCUCUCUCUCUCUCUCUUUUCCCUGCAGCCUGAGUGCUGUUGCUGAUGCAGAUGAACAGAGCAGCAGUCAAAGCCCACCCAGUGUGGAAGAGGUAAGUAAAGGCUCACGUGUCAACAAAUCAAGGUUUUCCUUACAUCACUAACCCGUCAAAGGUCACUUCCUCCAUGUGUCUCUGGUCGGUGGUGGAGGUAGAAACACAUACUCAUGUAGUGUCUGCCUCAUUUUCCUGAUUGAUUUCUCAGAUUGCAUGAACUGAAAGGGAUAUUCUGGUGUAGAUUUAAGCCAUAAUCAAACACAGUUGUCUAAUACCGAGUUAGACAACUAGAAAAUGCUCAACAUUUCCCAGGUAUCUAGAUGGAUGAGAAAAUGCUGUCCUGUCUGUCAGCUUAACUAACUUGAUCACAGGGUGUUUACUAAGAGGGCCUGCACCUGCAGCGCACAUACAUUGAAGUUAUGCAAAAGUUAUAUGCAGAAGAAAAAUCCUUAUGGGGGCGUAUGAUACAGACUAAAGAUGAUUUUUAACUGUCAAUACUGUCAAUUUUCAGUGACAUGCAGCCCUAAUUGAAAGGCUAUUUCUUUUAUUUCUUUUCUAUUUCUUUUAUUUACUCUGUUAAAGCUACUAUGAGAAGUUUUUUAAUGUUAACAAAAUAGACCAAAACUGAUAUUGAUGCUUUUUCAUGAUCUCCAAAAGUUAAAAGGACCUACGGUGACAAGAUGAAAGGUUUUUGUAUCUUUAUUUUUAAUGACUGAAACAACUGCAACUGAGGGGGGGGGGGUCAGCCGAUAAAAUAAGAUAAAAUAUCCGCAAGUGAUGAAAAAAAUUUCAUCGUAAGUCAGCAGAAUAAGAUUUUUGAAACUUCCUCAUGGGAGCUAAAAUAAUAAUAAUAAUAAUAAUAACACUUGAGGUAGAAAAUCUUACCACAUCAAAUACUAGGAGUCUGAGAUUUUUAUUUGCUUUUUGUUUGCAGAUUUUUGAUAUCUUACCAGUAUAUGGUCAUCUGCAGCCUGGGGAGGAGCAGCUGGUUACAUUCUCUUUCUACGGACACAAAGAUCUUCAAAAAGAGCUGAUCGCACAGUGCCAAGUAGAGGAGGGGCCUGCAUAUGAAAUUAGACUCAAAGGAAAGGCAUCAGCAAUCAGCUACAGCCUCGACUCUUCCAACAUUGACUUUGGUGUGCUGGUACGUAUACAGGGCUUCUUGUUGGUUAUCUGUCCUGAAAAGCUCUACACAUCAAGAAGUUUCAGCUUAGUGUGUACAGAUGGUCAGGCUGAGGGUCAUGACUGAAGUUAUAAAUUGCUAUUUGCCUUCUUGUCUUGCUAUUCAGUUUUUUUGUCUUUGUUCUCUUUUCACCAUCUGCUUGCUGUACCUGUGUGUGAAAAAAAGUAUUAUUAUUAUUUUUGUAACAUAGAGGUGCUUUUCUCAAAUCCAAGUCUGUUGUCACAAAGUCUUAUCCUGAGAGAUAUAUUUUUUCAGACAGUUGCUCAUGUGUUUGACACAUUUUAGCGUAUACUAUAACGUAUUAGGGGUGGGAGAAAAAAUCAGUACAGCAUAGUAUCACGACAUUUUGUCUGGUGAUAAAUCGUAUCGUCCCAUUCACCAAGUAUUGUUUUUUUUUUUUCAAAUUUAUUGUUAAUAUUAAGUCAAAUCUAUGAUAAUCGAAAAAUAAAAUCAACUGUUUGUCCAGUGAGAUUGGCAGAGGUGACAUCAUAGAGCAGGAGAAAGUUAGUACAACAAAUAUAGCAGCACCUGGGAAGGGACAUAAGGAAUGCAAGCAGAGCACAAAUGAGAAGGAACUGACAAAUAAGGUUUGCAAGAAAAUAAUCUACUGCGUCAAUAAGACAAACAUUAGGAAAAGACAAAUGCUUCAUCAGCUAAACAGUUGAAAAAGUUGUACAAAUCCCAGUGUAUGGUAUUGCAAUACUCACUGCAUCACAAAAUGUCUAAAAUCUCAAUGAUAUCGAAUUAGGGCCCAAGUAUCGUGAUAAUAUCAUAUUAUAGGGCAUCUGGUGAUUCCCACCCCUAUAACCUAUACCUUCAAGAGAGGAGUCAAGUGUUUUCUACCAACCCUUUAACCCACCAAAAUAACUGUUGUGAAGAAUGACAUUGACUUUGAAUGUAAUUCCCACUGUGGUUGUUCGCAUAUCCUCGAACUCUCUAAGUAUUCAGGCCAUCCUCAGUUAUCAUUGAUAGUCAAAAGAAGGACAUAUUGAUUUUUGAUUUAGUUCAAAUGAGCGAUUCAGCAGAACAUUUCUCCGACCUUCCUGUAGGUUCAGCACAAUACUUUCUAGUGUUUAAUUUCUCUCUUGCUAUCUCCCCCUCUCACUCAGGGCCUGUGCUGUUUCUUGUAUUAAUCACCACAUUAUCUAUGUAGGUUAGGACGUCCUGAAACUACCCUAUACACAGUGCAUACACAAGAGACCGGUUUUGAGAAACAGCUUUGGUCUUCGUUGUCUGCUUCUCUCUUGCCUUGUUUACUGUUCGCUCUCAAACCACAUUUAAUGUCUGCCUUUUGCUUUCAUUACCUGUCUCAUAACAUACUUGAAUUGAAUGUAUUAUCAUGAAAUAGGUGCAAUGGGAGACCAGCACUUCUCAAGCUUUUUUGUGUAACAAACAUGGUACACACUACACAUUAAAGACACAAGGUGGUGUAGUUUUGCUAUCUAACAGGCAAUUAGGAUAAUUUGCAUAUCUUCAACCUAAGUGAUAGUGAAAGACAAGGAAAAAAGACAUCUGUGAAACUUUCAGUUCCUUCACUUUAGGUGACAGUUUAAGACUGUUCUCUCCUCCCAAUCUCUCUGUAUUCCAGCUGUUUGAUCAUGUUGGGGAGGCUGAAGUGACCCUAAGGAAUACUGGAAAAAUGGGCUUUAAAUUCAUCAUCAUCAUGGACCCUCAAACGGAGGAUGAGGAGGAUGCAGGGGACUGGAGGAAAGCCUUGAGAGAGACUGAGCAGCAGUCAGAUACAUGGCAGCAAGAAGCCAAAGAGAAAAAUGAGAAAGGACAGGUGAUCAGACCUGGCCAGCCUGUAGUAAUCCCCAACAUGGUGAGAUGAUGUUCGUCUUUUUUCAGAUGUAGUUGGUCAUAAAUAAUAUAUGAGUUAUUUUCUUCCUUUGGUUUGUAACUGUGUGUACCUGUGUUUGUCAGGGUUACAUUGAGUCUGAUGCAGAGCAAUGUUUACGCAUUCUCUACCUCCCGGGGGUGCCUGAAGUCUUUAAGAAGCAGCUUCAGCUGCAGGUGGCUUUCCUACCACUGCAGGACAUCACUCUAAGUGGGGAGGGUGUGUUUCCAAGGAUCAGCCUCGGCUUGCCGCAGAACUUAGGUAUGUAAAGGCACGUACUUACACAGUCUAACACAAUAAUCAUUUUUACUCAGGAUGAAAAAAGAAGACAGCUGACAUUACAAGUUUGAUAUCUUUCUAUUGACCUUUUUCAAAACAAAGUGCAGGUAAUGGCUCUUACAAACCUAGUCAGUGUCAGUAAUAGUAAAAAGUGCUUAUCAUGUAAUGUAAUAGUUUAUUGAUUCAGGUAAGGAAAUUGUCAAAGAACAGAGCUAGAUGUAUGGUCAAGACCAAAUCUCCUGGUCAAUGACCCAGUCUCUCUCAUUAUCAUCAUUGUAAAAGUGAGUUCCAUCUCAGUGGGUUAAAUAAAGAGUCAAUUAAAAUAAAUAAAUUGAAAAAUAUCAUGCCUCCAUGCCCACAAGCAUAGAGGCACAAGCACAACUCUUUUAUUUCUGCACUGAUGUGAGGCACUAAUUCUCUUGCAGCAAAUGAAUGCUACAGUGAUGUGAUGCAGCAGGCCAGUGCAUCUGUGGAGGCAGAUCGUACCAGAGAAGAACCUUGGAUAGGAAACACCUCAGGUGGAGAAGUAAAAUCAACGCAAACCUCCAGAACUUCUGCAGUAAGUAAUAUCACCAUCGUGAUGUUUUAUUUUAUCCGAAUCAGAUUCAGAAACAGCCUUAUUGACCAUGUAUGUUACACAUAGAAGGGAAAUUGACUCCAGUUAACUUUGCUCUCAGUGUGCAAACAUUAACAUGAAAUAUUACACAAAUAUGUACAAGCUGACACUAGACAUUUAACAACUUAUACUGUUUUUAGUUUAAAAUCUUUGUAUAAUCAUGUCUUAUGCCACAUACAACACAAACAUAACAAUGAUACCUUUAAAAUGAGUAUCAUAAUUGGACUAAGAACAUUACGAAAAAUCCCAAGAUGGGCUAUUAAGAAAAAUUGGUCUAGGUUUGUGUUUGCUUAAUUUAUCAGAGGUGCUUUUGUUCCUGAUUGGAAGUAGGUAUGUUAGAACUAUUUUGGACAUGUUUUGCUUCUCCUAAAUACAUGUAAGGCAGUAUCUCUGCUUGAAGUAACCAGCCAAUUCCACUGGGCUUUCCCCGUGUCUUAUCUGUGUAUCGAUUUUUCUGGGAAGUGCACAAGAAUCAUUGAAUCCCAGUGGAAAAGUCUAUUUCUGCUCACCCUCUCAGUAUUUGCUUAUGCCUGUGUGUGUUAGGGAGUAAUAUCCCUGACAUUCCUUCGAACCGUUGACAUUAAAAAUGCUAACAUUUAUAUUACAGCUGAUAAGGAUAAAGACUGUGUUGCCCAGGAGAAUCCUUUAAAUUGAAAAUAAACAUUACCGCCCUCCUGACCACUGUCAGCUCUCAACCAAAACACACUUCUGGCAUACUACAUCAUCACACAUAGAGAUGUACGAAAAUCCAAUAAGCAGAAUUGUCAAGGAGGUGAACAAACAAUUCUUAGGAAUCAAAUCUUUGGGAACUGGUUGUAAAAAAGAACCGGUUAUCGAUUCUCAUCCCUAAGUUGUACAUGUAACAUGCACACCCCACACCACCAGUGGUUGUGAAGAAAGCUUUGGAUAAUCCUGACUCUAAAUCUGAAAAUUCUCAGAUUUAUUAGAUGACUUCCUUUUCUCAAGACUUGAAAUGCUGAUGUUGUGAACUGACUUUGCCUGACAAAAACCAGCAUGUGCUGCUGUGUUAUUGCCUAUAUCAUUUGUUUUUACUGCUCCUUGCUCUUUUGGUGUUUAUGUGCAGUUAUUUUUUCUUCCUUUAAAUUUCCUUUUCUGUCUUUCUUUUGCCGUCUGCCUUAAGUAUGAAGAGCCGCUUCUCAUGGAGGUUGAGAGGAUGCUCGUCAAACAGAAUGCUCUGGCUGUAAUGGGUGGCCUGCUGGAGCUCAGUGACUCACAAAGUUCCCUCAAGAUGUGGCGAAAACUCAGCAAGUAGGUUUAAAAUCACAAGCGCCCUCUCAAAUCUUGGUUAAACAGAUGGUCAGAAGGGAACAAAAAAGAGAAAGGUGAUGUAAAAUUUAAAGAGUUUGUAUAAACUCAGAUUAUGACAUGAAAUGACAGCAAGGAAAAACUUCACACUUUGACUAUAAUAGCGAGAAAUAUGGGUAUGUGAAGCUCAAUACAUUUUGAAAGUUCGAACUGAAAUCUUAUGCAGCAUAUUGAUGAGUACAAUAAAUAACUGUAUUUAAACAUACAGUAUCAUUCAUCAGAAGUUAUCACUGGAAAGCUCAGUUUCAUUACAGGAGUAUGAUGUGUGACAUGGAUGCAUUUCUUUAUUGAUGUCUUUUUUGUCUCUGUCUCUUACUCCUUCCACUCUGCCACAGGUUUGCACUUCCAGAAUACAUCUUGGAUUUUGGUUUCAUCAUACUUGGCAGGGUCCCCAGUCACACUGUAAAAAUCACAAACAAUGGAUCAGUGGCUGUGUCCUUUCAUGCAAACCUCAAAUAUCUAGCUGGCACAGGUAAGACAGUACAUCCCUGAAGUCCCUUUGGACAUUUUAUUUCUGCUUAUCUUUUUUUUAUGAAUGUACACUGCAGGCCAAAAGUUUGGAAGCAAGAUCAGACUUGUACAAAAAAAGAUCAUAGUUUCAUAUAAUUUGCAACACAAUAAACAUGACUAUUGUGUAAAGAGUAACUUAUCAGAAGACAUUUUGACUAUAAUUAUUAGGUAUUUGAGUUAUUGUUGCUUAGACUUUGCUUUCAUUAAAGUAACCUCCUCUGGGUUUAACAACAGCUUGGCAUAUACCAUGCAUUUGUUCCACAAGUUUUUUAAGGUAUGUUCCAGGGAUUGCAUUCCAAGCUUUCUUAAGUUCAUUAAAAAGAGACUGCUGAUUCGUGGGACGCGUUUUUCUGACCGCUCGAUCCAAUUAAUCCCGCACAAGCUCAAUUGGAGAGAGGUCUGGAGACUGAGGGGGCAAACCAUCUUUUGAAGAACACCUUCCUCUUCUUUUUUGUCUCGGUAACCCUGACAGAGCUUGGCAGAGUGCUUAGGGUCAUUGUUGUAAAACAAACUUAUGAGCCACAAGUCUGAGUCCAGAUGGAGCAGCAUGGUGCUGGAGGAUGGAGUGGUACUGUUCCUUCUUUAUGAUACCCUUUACUUCAAACAAAUCUCCUACUCCAUCACCUGCAAAACAUCCCCAUACCAUGGAACUACCACCUCCAUGCUGAAUUGUGGGUGUAACACAUGGAGCUUUCAGACGUUCACCAGUUUGUCUGCAGACAUAGACUCUGCGUUUUGAACCAAACAGUUCAAACUUGUUUCUAGUCAUCAUAGGUCAAAUUUUUGUGAGCUUUUGCCCACUCAUAUCUCUUUUUCUUGUUCUGUGGAUGAAGUAGUGUUUUUUUGCAGAUACACAACCUUUCAGACCAGCCUUUCUCAAACAUCAUUUCACAGUUGUCAGAGAUAUGGGUUUCGACCUUGUCAUGUUGAUUUCCUCCCUUAUUUGUGGUGCUGUCUUUCACCGAUCUCUCUUACUGGUGACAAUAAUAUGUUUAUCCUCUUUUGUAGUAACUCUCUUUCGUCCAGGUCUUUUUCUAUCAUCAUAACUUCCAGGUUCCUCUAGUCUCUUCAGAGUGUAGUGGACUCCUUUGUUAAACACCUUUAGGCGUUUUGCAAUUUCUCCUUAUGUGUAUCCUUCUUUCCUUAAUGUACAAAUCUGUACUUUUGUUUCUUUACUCAGUUGCUUCUUUCUAGCCAUUUCUGUGGUAGUUUGAACGCAGUUGAGAUUUAUAAGGAUUUUUGUAUGUAGAUACUCAAAAGCCAAAAAGUUGAAGUGAAUAAUCCAAACUGGCUGUGCGCCGGGCUCCACCAGACAAAAAUACCACUGUGCGGGGUGCGCCACCAUCCGCCACGCCACCAGCAGGCAUGAAAAUAGAGCCCUUUGAGUCAUUAAAAAUCUGUUUGUGUUGUUGUUUCAUCAAAGGUUUCAGUGCAGACUUUGAAAGAGUGAAAAACCUGCCCUGCAGCGAGACCCAUUCUUUCACCAUUAAAUUUGACCCUGAAGGGGCCAAGCUGAAGCUGGGGCAUACAAGUGUUGUCAUGCCAAUACAGGUACACAUGGGAUGAUUGAACACAAACACCUGCAUGUGUAUAAUUAUUGUAUAAUUACAGACCUUUUUCAGUGUGAAUUAUCUAGACUGAUGAAUUUGUGUUUGGUUAUGCAGGUUGCAGGGGGUCCCAUGGUCCAAUUGCGACUGUGUGCGGUGGUGACUCUGCCAGCUGUCACUGCCUCCACUGAUACCUUGCAGUUUGACACUUUGCAGUGUGGCAUGUGUCAGGUAAUACAGCCUCAUUGUGAACAUAGACUGUAUAUACUGUGGACAAAUUGGUUCUGCUUUCCGCCAGUAUACAGAUUUGAAGCCAAAAAGCUCUUGGUAUUUCUGGGAUUUUCUCCACUUCCUGGAACCACCACUUGCGCAGAAGCAUUGUAAGCAUUUGGCGGGAUAGUUGCUGUGACGACACUCGGCUCAAACAGCAUAUCCCCUGGUUGAGCUAUGCAAUCUUGGCACAUCCAUAGGCUGUAUCAAGUGUCAAUCACAGAAAAAAUGAACCCGCUCAUAACUUGGACCUGUACAGAAAAAAGAGGACAUAAGCACAAACCAGUCUUACAGUAACUACAUGUCAACAUCACAACCAAGAGGGGAAAAAAAUCCAUAUUCUGUGUAAUAAAUUUCUAAAGUUUGUCCACAGCUCCAAAGGGAUUGCUGGAGGAGGUGGGAUUUAUGACAUGUACUGCAGCCCAUCACCAGAGGGUGCUGUUCUUGGGGUGGCUUCACCCAGCCAGGAGGCAGACAGAGUCCAUUCUAUAUACAGUUUAUGAUUGUCACUUACAGACUCUGUGAUAUUUGGUCUCACUGAAGCGUUUGAUGAGAGCCACACACCUUUGGCAAUGGUUCAGUAGUCACAACAGCAGUCUACCAAAGAGAAACAGCAGGUCCUUUUCUUACCUGUUGCGAUAGAAUGACCAAUCAGAACUUCACACAGCCAUGUAACUAUAUAGUGCAUCCAUCAGUUUCACACCAAGGGUGUUGGCCAGUAUGCUGCCUCUCUUUGAUUCCUUCUUGUGGACUUUUCUCACUUGGCUAAAACAGUUGAAGAAAAUUAACUUGAUUCCAGUUAUACAUAUUGACCAAAAACAGGAUGAACUCGAAAAAAAGAAUAAGGACAAGAAUAAGAAUAACUUUAUUAAUCCCCAAAGGGAAAUUCAAUUGUCUGUUGUCUCACAAAAUACAUUAUGUCUCUAAAUGUAUGUUAUGCAGAUGCAUCAUGAUGGCUGUGCUUUCUCUGAUACUCAAUACCUCCUCUCUCAAACUGAAUGUUCUGGUGAAUUCCUCUCAUUCCUGUGUUUGGUGAUAUUCCCCAUCAGAUGAAGACAAUUCAGUUGAUCAAUCAUGAGUCUGUGCCCUGCCACUGGAGCAUCGCUGAGGAGGUGAAGCCUUUCAAAAAGGUACAACAAGAAGUGUCAUUAUGGAAGCUUGAGUCAACUUUCCCAGCUAACUUUACACUCUAAUAUCUAGGACAAAAAAAACUUGAGUGGAAUCUACUAUCUUUUGCUAUAUAGACUGAUAAACUGAGUGAGAAUUUAAUCCAAAAGAUUGAAGCAAACCUGCAUGUUACCUCUGUUGUUUACACUCAGGUGGAUAAGUUCCUGCCUCUCUACCAACGUAAAAAAGCCUUGCAGGAGCAGCGACCUCCUCCAGCGGUUUUUGAGAUGGUUCCAAACUCUGGCAUGCUGUCACCUGGAGAAAUUGUUAAUGUCCAGGUUAAGUUCAGCCCCGUUGAAGGGGUAAGAAGCACAACUGAUGUCAACGUUUGGCACAAUGUGUUUGACAAAUAAAUCCUCUUAAAUUUAGAAGCACUUAAACAGUUUCAAAAUUAACACAAACAUGUGGUCCCCUUGGACGUGUUUUUGCAGCAACUUUACAACAGGCAGCUUAUCGUCCAUGUGGCUGAGAGCAAUAAGCAGGUGUUCAUUAAAGCCCAGGGACAGGCUGAGGAGCCAAAACUCCAGUUCUGCCCGUCUGUGAUUGAGCUGGAGCCUUGCCUGCCUCUUAGCACUGAGUGUGAAGCUACGGUUACAGUCAAAAAUCCCUGCUCUUUUCCCAUCGAGUUCUACUCCCUGGAGUUUGACACACAGUAUCUUGAGGAAGAAAAGGUACCUAUCUCUUUGGCAAAAAUCCUUACUUUAGUCAUCAUAAGAGAGGAAAGAAGCUGUAGUGACAGGAUGCAAAGGUUUUGCUAGAUAAUCACGUAAUUAACAAUUAUUUUGUGGGACAGUUAAUUAUCAGUUAUUAAUUAUCAAUGAUUAAGUUUUUCCCCUUUUUGGAAUUUUCCCCUGUGGGACUAUUAAAGGAAUAUCUUAUCUUAGCUCUCUUUAAUUUGAGCCUUUUUCUUUCCCCUCUUCUCAUAUCUUCUUCUUUUGUAGAUCCUGAGUCUGAUGCAGGGUUAUGAUGAGAACAAUAUGCUGCUGCUGCCUCCUAGGGCUCCAGGAGACAAUCUCCCCGUAGAGUUGCUUGACUACUACAAGGAGUACUGUUCCCAGCUGAAAGAGGAUGGUAGCUACAGGCAGAUUCUUGUUUAUGAGCAAGCAGUAAAAUCAUUAUUGAUCGGUUUACAGUCUGUGUCAAAUAAAACCUUUUGUUCUAUACUUGAAUGGUGUGUGGCAGAGCUGAAGGAAGGCCCAGACAAAAGUACACAAAGGACUGAGGAAAUAAACACAGAAGAAAGGGAAUCAAAACAAAAUAAUAGCCAACAUUUAGACAACAAAGAAGAGGAUACACCUGCUUAUGUGAAACCAGCAGAGUUAUGUGAGUACAAACAUGUCAGAAGCAGAUCUUAGCACAAAAAUAAAGAUGACUUUAACUUUUUGAUUUGAGAUUGAUAUUUUGCAGCAUCAUAAGUUGUCUUAUUUCUUUUUUUUUAUGUGUUAAGUUAUUUCAGAGAUGACUAGGGCACAAAGCAGAGGGAGACUGGAGCAUCUAGAGAUGAGCCCUGUUUCCAGAGCAAUUGCCCGCCACAUGUGCAUUGACCUGUCACCAGAGGGUCUGGCAGCGCGCAACCGCAGAGGUAUUGCUAUCAUUGUAUAUGGAGCCCCACUGACAGGUAAGUCUGUUUGGAAAGGUUGUAUUGAAAUGCAAGUUAUACAAUAUAUAAUGUCAUAACUCUUUGAAGACAAAGGUCAAUAAAAUACAAACAAACGAAAGAUGAUUGUUGCAUCUUGUUUGUGCAAUUUUUUUCAAGAUAAAACCAGCACAGCAGCUGCCCUGGCACAUUACUAUGAAGGGGCAAUUCUGACUGUUGAUGGUGUGGUCACUCAUGCUUUGACGAACAGUACCUCUCCUGUUAGCCUGUCGGCAAGACAACUUUUGGACUCUGCUGCUGCUGAGUAUGCCAAAAAGAAGGCUAAGGAGGCUGGUAAGCAUAACGUACAGCUCAUAAAGUCCCAUUCUUUUCAAAUACACGGAUAUGUUUGUUUUCACGCUGCUUCAGGAAAGACAGUAGCUAAUUGAGAUGGACAGAUUAGUACCUGUUUCCUUGAAAAUCAAAAGAUAUUUCACCAGGAACUCAACAGACAUAUUACACAGUCUAAAUUUGCAAAUAAAGGGAUAUUUCGGCAUUAAUUCAAGUUAUGGUCAAACACACCAUAACACCGAGUUAGACACCCUCUCGAUAGAUGAAUGUUGACGACUGCUUGCUUCCCUUGUUAUACCAUCCAAAGCAAAGACCGCAUGAUCAAUACGCAGCGGUCUACGUCUCCACGCGCACACCUCAACCAAAAAGCCACUCUAUAGCCACAAAUAAUCAGAACAGCACCUAACUUCAUCAACAGGACAUAUAGGGUCCCAGCCAUAGUACUAGACAUCAAACAUCUUUUUAGCUUUGCCUGGUUUCCUUAGCAAAGAGACCAUAUACAACUCACCCACUCUCCUCCAGCAGCCGCUUGUUUGUGGGGGAACCCCGACGAGUCGAUCACAGAGUGCAGGAUCAUUUCCAUAAAGUAAUAAUCCUAAAAGUUUUUCCUUGAGCAGCAAAUCUCACUCGGUGUCACAGUGUGUUUGACCAUAACUUAAAUUUAUGCCAGAAUAACCCUUUAAGCUUCAAUUUGAAUUGAAAUGUAUUUCUCUGAUUGAAGCCCGGGCUCUGACAGAGGCCUCAGAACCAGCCCCUAAAGCCCAUGUUGAAACCUCCAAUCCAGCCCCUCAUUCAUCUCCACCUUCACAUGAUGCUGUGGAAGCUCUUGGAAAACCUAUUGAAGACGGCUGCUGUAAAGAUGACACCAAGGACCCCAAGGAGACCGAAAUCCUGCAUUUAGCCCAAUUGUUGGUAUGUUUUCAACCAUAGUCUGGUGCUCCACAACUUUUAUAGACAAAACUCAGUUCUCCAUUGUGGUUUGACUGCAGGGAGGAGAUGUGACAACACUAAGUAAUCUCUUACCUGAGCAGCUACUCGAAGAUAUCCUUGCAGAAAGAUUUCAGGUAAGUCCAGACACAAUGUCAUAUGACACACUCUCUGUACCAAUCAGAUUCUAAAUUUAGGGAUACAAGUUUUGUUUUGCACUCAGCUGAAACGUCUUUUUUGGAGUUAAAUGAAAAAUACUGCCACACGGCCGACAUCACUCCUAAUCCUUGCAACUUUGUUAGUACCUUAGUACACAAUGUUGUUGUGAUUAUGUGGGCUCUGCAUGCUGGAUCCAGGUGCUGCUAGGUAGAGGUGCCAGAGCAAAGUCUGAAAUGGACUGCUCGUAUUGGAGAUUUUGGAUGCAAGCCGACAUAAUCUGAUAUUCUCUUUUUUUUCUCUCGCUGAUAUCGGACCGAUAUCCGAUAUAAUUAUUGUAUCAGGACACUCCUAUCCAUAUUGAAAUUAUCAUGCAUACACCUAAAACAAUUACCGUUACAUUUAUUUACGACUGUUAGGUAUCAAAAAGUUAGUAGAUAUGAGAGAUAUGAAGUUUCACUAACCUCCUGUCUUCCUAUCUGUUUUCCUCUUUGUCAUUUCACUUGUAUUCCUUUUGAUGCUGUUGUCAUGGUUACAGCUGAGUGAUUGUUACCGUGGCAUAGUAAUGGAUGGUCUGGACAGUCUGUAUACACAGUCAGCAUCAAGAACACUGCAAGUUGUUCUCAAGGCCCUAAAUAACCGCAAACACAUCUAUGUCGUCGACCUAUCUGACUCCUAUGAUGCUCUAAAGGCGCGAGAGAGGGCGCAAAGAGAAACUAACGGUAAAAAUGCAUGAACAGGAAUUCUCAUUCAAAUGUUACAGAGCAGAACUGAUUAGAUAAUUAUGAAGAAUGUUUUUUUUUUUUAAGAUUUAUGAUGAUGUCUGGUGUUUAAAAAAAAACUGUGUGUGUUUUUGUCCUUUAGAGGUUCUGCUGAGAGAAAAAAGUGUCAGGGAGAAGCAGUGGCUGCAGGAGCUUGAUGAGGAGGAGUAUGAAACUCUGCCAGAGGAGGAGAAAGAGCAGCUCGGCCAGCAACUAAGAGAGAGUAUAAAACAGCGACAACAAAGGUAGUAACUGGAUGACAGGGACAUUAUUCUGCCAAUCAAGUUUACUUCACUCACUGGACAGACUUUAACUUCUGUUUUUAGCCUGAUGAAAUCAUCUGCCAAGGAAGUGGUGUGUAGAAUUCAGGUUUUGUCAUUACUAAUAAACUUUCCCUUAAUUGAACCCAUUUAGUAUUACUUAGAUAAACAACUUUAUUGUCCUGGGAUUUCAGGUUCUAAAAGAAGAUUUCAUCUCAUUUGAGUGAAUCUCUUUUUAAAUGGUCUACAGUUAAACUAGUGCUUCACAGCAAGUUCUGAAAGUUUUUGUAAAUGAUUUUAACCUUUGGGGGAUUGUGAGUGCAGCAAUGAAGAGGAAGGACAGAAAUGGCAAUAUGUUUGUUAUACAGAAAUAAUCAAGGAAGAAAAUUUUAAACAGUCAGUUGGACUGUAUGUCUGUUCCCCAACUUCUCCAAAGUUCCCUCCGGAAUCUUGUUUUUGUGCUUCUCUAUGUGUGCUUGUGUUAAAGAAAGCUAAAGCAAAUAGAGAAAGAACUGGAGGAGAAGAGACUUCAGAUGCAAAAGUUAAAAGAGGAGGAGCUUAAAGUGAAAAGCAAAAAAGGUGGGAAGAAGGACAUGAAAGAAACGGUCUUGAAGAGCUCGCUCGAGGGAAGAAAAGUGAGUAUUUUUAUCCUGUUUGAUUACAACUUCCCAUUUUUUUUACAAACAAAAAUACGUAGUUUCCACAGUUCCUGACACACUCACUUUUUAUCACCAACGAAAUGGCUUUGUUACAUUUUUUGUCCAGUCAGCGGAUACACCCAGUGGGCGGAGGAUGUCCUAUCACAACUCAAAGGAGUCUCUUUUGGACCCAAAGGAACAUCAUUAUUUAAAUGAAGGUAUAAUCAGCUGAUAAGAAUCAAACUUUUUAAUGCCUGGCAUAUAAAAUGUUUGCCCAUGGAUAAAGAAAAACAUGAAUAAAAUGCAGUGAGCAAUAGUUGAUCAGCUGUAGGUAGCGUUGCUGUGCUGACUUACUGAUCUUUUUGCUUUUGCAGGGCAUCAUAUCAAAGAGGAAGGAGGCCAGGUAAAGCAUUCAGCAGAAACCAAAGAAUUACAAUCAGGGUCUCCCAAACACACUGAGAAGCUGCAAAAGGAGACGGUAGGUUAACUGCGAACCAAAGUUAGUGACAUAGUGUAACCCUGAACUGCAGUCUCUGGAUCCUGUUCCAAAAUGUUCAGCUUUUAAAUACAGUCUUUAAGGCACCUUACCAAAAAGAAGUACGUUGAAGAGUACUUCAAGUAUACUGUUUUUAAACAAAGUAUGCUUUCAGUUUACUUUUUGUUGACUUUAAGAGGUAUACUUAACAAAGUUAAUGUUAGGUAUACUUGGCUUGUACUAAGAAUGAUACUAAAAGUGUAAAUAUAUUUAACCUAUACUUAGACAUACACUUUUGAUCAAGAUAUACUUAAGUAUGUAUUUAUGCCCCCCACAUCUCCCUCUUUGCCACUGUCCUACUGUCCUACCUCUUUAGCCCUGUGUGGAUCAGCUGCAGUCUCAGUUUACUGCGUAUGAGCAAAGCCAGAAGCAGGUGGAGAACAUCCUGCAGCACUGGGACAGAGUGCAGGGUCUGUUGCUGUACCCUGUGUCAGACGAGACAUUGCCAGACAAACAGGUUAGUUUGAGGAUAAUCAGUAGUAUUUUCUGUCAUACGUUGAACAUUUUUUGUGUAAACCGGGGGAAAAAAAGUGCUUCUGCACCCAUUCCUUAAGUAGUCUUUGCCUUUGCCUAAACCUCUGACAUUUGAAUCGACUCAAAGUAACCUUAACCAUUCUCUCAGACAUGACCUCCUUCCUUGUACGAUAUUAUAUUAUUUUCUUUUACUUUUUAACAGCUUACAGUUUGAAUUCACCGUCAAAAAAUAUAUAGUGAAUCAAACCAAAGUAGUCUGCAAAAUCAGGUGAAAUAAGGCACUGCGUUUUAGUGUGUCCAGAAGUGAGCGCAACAGGUUAACGGAACAUGCAAGGCAACGCCAUUGGUUUGCAUUCAUGGGAGAUUCUUAUGGUAUGCUACAUUUACCUUGGAAGUCGGAGCUGUUACUGAGUUGGAAAAAAGUAGCCAACGGCCAAAAACGGUUGUGGAAACAAGAUGGCUACAUCUACAAAAGUUAUUCUCGCACUUGCCUUGUCUGAAUAAAAACAACUUCUGGACAAAUAUGCGGUCCUAUUGGAUGAAAAGGAAACACAAAGGCACAGAAAGGAGCCUAUUUUCUAUUACAGGAGAUUCUACUUACUGCUUACAACCGGCACCGCCAUCUACAAACGUCAACUCGGGGGUUGUGUGGAUCAUCCAACUUUCCGAGUUGGAAAUCCAUCCUCGGGGGUCGUUCCAGUUUAAAGUUUCGGUUUGGAGCUCAGAAAUCCCGACUGGCGAGUGCGACUGGAACGCACCAUUAUUCUUCUAAGAAACUGAAAUAGUUUCUUGUCACAUCUGAUCGCAGUCAUGAUAGAUGGCCUCAAACAUUACAACAGUUCUUUCGUGGGCAGGGUGGCAGCGUUACAAUUCUUUUGAUAUUUUUUCACAAUUUUUACUAUCUGUUAGAAGUUUUAAGGAACAGGUUAUGAUACAUUAAAGUUGUUAUGAAUUUGUAUAAAAUUCCUCUGAAUUUUCAAUCCAUCUGUGUUCUUUGUACACAGACACCUGUUGGCAGGAAGAACAGAAAAGCUAAUAGGACCAUGUCUCCAAUACCCAGUCGGACAGCAGAAGCAAAAAAGACAGAAGAUCAAGUGUCUUCACACGACAUAAUCCCGCACAUUGUGCUCAGUGUAACUGGAAAAGACUGUCCAAGUGUCACAGAACUACUGAAUGGCAACACCUUACCCCCAUUGGAAGAGGUAUUUCUAUUACCGUACUUGUCUUACUGUGUAUUGUUAAAUAUUUACUGAAUGUCUGUUCCUGAAAUGUAAACUAUUUCUUGAUCUUUCUUUAAAUAUUCACUUCCAGUUCUAUCUCCUGAUCUUGUUAGGUGUUAGAUGAUUUGGGUUUGGGACCCAGCGGCCCAGUCGUCCCUCCUCCUGUCACUUUCUCUUUAGUCCCAUUCCCCAAGAAAAGAGAGCAGUGGAUCGGCCCACUCACCUGUGACUGUUUCAACUUCCUGGUACCCUCGGGGCUGGACCAACAGGAUAAGGAGAAGGGAUAUUUAGAGGAGGAUGAACAAGCAUCAGUUGUAAAGGUAAUGGGAAGUUGAAACUACCUAUUUUUACAUGCCACCCACAUGGCUUGUGAUGAGUAAAGAAUGUGAAAGUUUGGAAAUUGCACACAAAAGUUGUAUGUUUUUGAUUGAAUACAGGCAGGACUUAAAGGGAUUUUCCAGCGUAAAUUUAAGUUAUGGUCAAACACACCCUAACAAUAAGUUAGACACCCCCUCGAGAGAUGAAUGUUACUGACUGCUUGCUUCUCUAGUUAUACCAACUUUAGUAACGACCGCUCAAUAGCAAUACACAGCGGUCUAUGUGUCCAUGCGCAAACCUCAACCAAAAAGCCACUCUAUAGCCACAAAGUCGAUCACUGAGUGCAGCGGAUCAUUUAUGAUUAUUACUUCAUGGAAAUGCAAUCAGACCGAGACACUGAGGCAGAAGAACUACCCCGUCUGCAGUGCACAUACAAGAUACACAAGAACUCUUUUAACAUUUCCAAGUAGUAUUAAUCAUAAAUGUUCUUCCUUGAGCUGCGAAACUCCGCUGCACUCAGUGAUUGAUUCAUCGGGGCUCCCCCAACAAACAAGCAGCUGCUGGAGGAGAGUGGGUGAGUUGUGUUUGCUCCCUUUGCUAAAAAAAAUCCAAAACAUGCAAAGCUAUAAGGAUGUUUGAUGGCUAGAACUAUGGCUGGGACCCUAUAUGUACUGUUGAUAAAGUUAGGCACUGCUCUGAGCAUUAUUUGUCGUUACUUGGUAUAACACUAUGUUUGACCAUAAUUCAAAUUUACGCCGGAGUAUCCCAUUAAAGGCGAUACAGUCCUUUUUUGACUGUGUAAAGGAUUUACCUGGCUUAAAUGGGAAGCUCAUCAAUAAUCACUGUUAAUGUAAACACAUGUAAAUAUCUCCAGAGAGGUAGAGCAAAUGAAAGAAAAAGAAAUCUGUUAGGGAAGACGUCUCGGAAUUUACAUGUUCUUUGUGUUGGUGUUUCUUCAUGUUACAGGAAAAGACAGCCAAAAGCUGGGGCAGCGUGAUGGAUAAUCCAGCAAGAAAAAACAGGGAAGAAAAAGGAAGAGAAAGUCAGAGGAGCAAAAGACGGACUUCAGCAAAGACAAAAGCAAAAGACCAACACCAAGAAAAGUUACAGGAGAAAUGCAGCCAAAGGCAAUUUAAAAUAAUCCCUAUAACCUUGGGUUUUCAAAUAGUUGUUUUCUUUCUACUUUUUCUGUUUACAGUGUGUUUGUGCAUGUAUUUUUUUUUUUUUAGGCUGACAACGUUUCGCUGGGUUGUUCCUGCCAAUGGUGAAGUGUAUCUGAAAAUCAGUUUCUAUUCGGAGUCUCCAGGGAAAUUUGAGCAGAUCUUUAACUUUGAACUUGUGGGGAUCCAGAGAAGCUACCAGCUGAUCUCCAGGGGAAUUUGUACCUAUCCCUCCAUCUGCAAAGACUACAGGUCAGUAAGCAUGAUGAAAAAUUGCUUAUUGACAAUAAAACUGGAAAAGAAAUCGAAAAGCAGGGAAAAGAGUUUUCAAGCAAAAGCAAACCACAUAGAAAAACUGAUAGUAAAUUCCUAAAUGCAGAAUUUUAUUUUAAAUUCAUUCAUUUUAAUUCAUUUAACCAGUAGAAUCUCUCUAAGUCCUGGGCAAGAAUAUUCACAUCACAUCUAACAAAAACAUAAACAAACAACACGAUUCAAAUUAAUAUGAAGUGACAAAGAGAUGAUUUCAAACUCACUCAAUUGUAUUAUUUAGAUCUGCUGUAUGUCCAUACACUGUAGGUCUGCACUGUUGAGCACUUCUUUUGUGUGCUCCUUUGGGUCACAUAUCAGACACCAAAUAGAAGAAACAUCUAUCUGAUGUCUGAUGACCACUUUUAAGUCGUUUGACAGGUAGGGAUGGGUGAUAUAGGCUAAAAAAUUUGUCACAAUAAGAUUUGCCAUUCUGGCGAUAACGACAAAAGUCCGGAUUAAAAAAAUUAUAAUUCCAAUCUAUAUUUUUUACUCAUUUUGUCUUGAGAACACCAGUUGGAGUAAUCAAAUCAGAUACUUAACCACAAGUUUGAGUGGAAGGUUAUAGAGAAAACUAAUGACAUCAAACAAGUCUCAAAUGUGUAGGUGACAGCUGCAAGUACGUCGCUGGCUUAUGUCAUCAACUUGUAUUUAUCGUAUUUAUCAUGAGAUGGAAAAUAUUUAUCAUGGAGGAUUUUUCUGACAAUAUAUCAUGAACAGUAUUUUAUCGCCCAUCCCUUUUGAGAGGAUAUUGUUCUCUGUCUAUGGUGCAACACAAGAGCCUUUUUCCUUCUUGGGUCUUCUUUUCCAAACCGACAAACACAACAUAAAUUGUACCCCGAACCUUUGCUGUUUAGAUGAGCCACUACAGGGAAUAUUCACCAAACAGGAGCACAGUGCUGACAUUGAGUUGUAGACAGGAUGUUUUUCUUUCUUCUUAAUCUUCUUAAUAAAUGACAAGGCAUGCUACCAGUGAGACAAAAAGUAAUUAUCCCAUCAAUUAUUUUCCUAGGACUCUUUUCACCCAAAGUAAGACAGUGCAACAAGUGGAGGAGGGGCCCCAGAGGGCAUAUAUCAUCAAACCUGGAUUCUUUGAGUUUGGACCUUUACUUUGUGGCAAGACCAGAGACAGGUGAGAGGCAGAAGAAUGGCAAGGAAUGGCUCAGUGUCUUUAUAUAUAUAUAUAUAUAUAUAUAUAUAUAUAUAUAUGUGUGUGUGUGUGUGUGUGUGUGUGUGUGUGUGUGUGUGUGUGUGUGUGUGUGUGUGUGUGUGUUUCCAGAUACAAGGAAAAUCGAUAUCCAGAAAACACAGUGAGAAUUGAGAUUCUGAACAACUACGGUCUGGAGGCUGAAGUCCAGUUCAGUUUCCAGCAUGAUACACAGGCAACCACUUAUUUGCUGGAUCCCCCAACAACGACUCUUAAACCUGGGCAAAUACAGGUACAAUAGUCCUGCAGUCACUUAACACUAAAACUAACAUGUUAAGUAAUUACAAUGUGCUCACAGUAGCAUCAGAAAUCAUCAUUUUUGUAAUAUUUUGAUGAUGCUCAGAUCAACACAGAGAGCUAGUGACUUGCAACAGGGUCACUACAAAUUCUUCCUCUGUCUCUGUAGGAGUUGACAGUGUGGGCCUAUCCAACAAAAGUUGGACAAAUAGAGGACAGCAUAGUGUGCAACAUCAAAGACAAUCCAGAGCCUGUCAUCAUCAACCUCUCCUGCUGGGGUGUUCGGCCAGAGCUGGAGCUGGAGCACAAACAUUUGCACUUUGACAGGAUUCUCCUCCACAGGUAGAAAAAUACAAGAAAAUGAACUAUGUCUGACAAUUUUUACACUGUUUUUUUAUGCCUAGUAUUAACUGAAGUGUCCAUCUGCCUCUACUUAACAUGCCUCCCCCUUAGGCCAGACAGCCGGACAUUAACAAUGCGUAAUAAGACUGCUCUGCCAGUGUCCUGGAGACUGAAGGGGGUGGAAAAGUUGGGUGAUACUUUUGAUGUACUCCAGGAUCAGGGCAUCAUCUCACCAAACUCAUCUUCCUCCUUGAGCCUGCACUUCAAAGCCUCGAAGCCCGUUCUUGUCAAGAAUAUAUUAAGGCUGGAGGUAGAACACAAAAUCAAAUUUGAUGUUCAUUUGGACUUUGAUUACUUUGAUUUACAUUUUGGUAUUUUGGUGAGCGGCGCAGCCCGGCGUUAGUAUCCCCCCUCCUUAACUCAGCUCCUCUGUAUGUAGGCUUAAAGUAAAUAACUCAUCUGAUCACUAAAACAAAUCAUCUGUUCAGCCGCCGCAGCAGCAGCUGCAGCAGGAUGGGGAGAGGACACAGCAACAUGUUCAGGUCGAGCUGCGUGAGAAAUAAGAGUAGGAGGAAGAAAGAAAAGGAGGGAGAUGAAUUACAUAUCUUGUUAACUUCAUCAUGUGUGUUUAUUUACUAGAUAUUUAAUUCAAUUUAAUGCGGUUUCAGCUGUGUUGAUUCGGUCAGGUUGAGUGUCCAAACGCGUACCAAACGCACUCAUUAGAUCAGAUACAGAUCAGAAUAUAUCUAUAUAGAUCUAAAUGUAUGUGCUGACUUAGAUUAUUAGUUCUUGAUGAUUAUUUAUUUCACUGAAAUGUGCCUGACAAUGUGGAAACCUGCCAGUGAGGGAUCUGUGAUAUAUGCGCACAACACCGCCAGUCUACCAAAAUACCACUAGACCAGCUGCGCUCCGCCUGUACUGAAAGCUGACCAGGUUUGAAUCGGUGAGCUUUCAGCACACUUUCUACGCCGCCAGUGAGCACGAAAAUGUCACUGCACCAGCUGAUUCUGUCGACACCUCCCCUACCGCACCACCACGCCCAGCUUGGCGGACCUCGGUGCGUCUCAGUCCACGAAAAUACCAAACUGGCUGUACGCCGGGCUCCGCCAGACGAAAAUACCACUAUGCAGGGUCCGCCACCCACCACUGUGCCACGGGCAGGCAAGAAAAUAGAGCCCAAUAUGUUUUUGUUUGGUUACAGGUAUCCGAUGUGGAGAAGAUUGUAGGUGUCCUACAAACUGAAAACAUACAGGUCACUGCUGAGGCCUAUGAUAUAACUCUGAACAUCUCACCAGGUAAACACUGGAGGAGCGUCUGAAAACAGUUAUUGGUGCCUAAGUAUACACAUAUAUGAAUUCAGAUUAUAAAAUGUAGCAAAUUUCUUGAAGAAAUGGUCUAUGGUGUAAACUGAUAAGUUACUGAGCCUCAGCCCUGAACAACGCUGUUCCAAAAGAUAUUUCUCUGUAAACCUGAUGUAGAGUGCUGUUAAAAAUGUCAAACUGCAGCUAUUAAACAAACUUGCAUUGGCAUAUACUAAUGGAAAACUUUUCUUUCCAUAGAUGGCUGCUUAAACUUUGGAACCAUCAAAGUUUUUGAGGAGGCCAAACUGUGUCUGAUGCUAAAAAAUAAAGGAAAAUACAAAAUAGCCUACAAGUGAGUUUGAAUCACCAGUUUUGUUUUAAAAAUGUACCACAUUAUAAAAUUAGUUGUCUCCUUUAUUACUUUGAGAAUAUUCUGUAUUGAAGUUUUAAAGUUGUUGACUUACAUUCUUUUCUUGCCACAAGGUUUACAUUUCAGCAGACUGACCCAGCCCAACCGACCCUGGACUCCAUGUUUACAGUGACCCCUCAGAGUGGAUCUCUUUUGCCCAAUGAAAAGGCCACAACUGUGCAGAUCACCUGCAGACCUACUACAGAACUCUCUCUAAAAGAGCAGCCCAUCUUGCCUUGCCAGGUCUGAACCUCUUUGUGAUGUUUUGGAUGUUCAUUCAACAGGUUAUACCAUGACCAUAGACAGUACAGUUGUUCAGUUUGUGCAUGAAAUAUUUAUUCGUACUGUGCCAGUAUGAUCUUCUCUGAAACUGUGGAGACCUAAAUAGGCGUUUCACCAACUAAUUUUUUGUUUGCAUGAGAGACAAGUCAGGAGCUGAGUCACUGUGUCACAAACGCAUUCUCCUUGUCCCUCCUGUUGAACCUUAGUGACCCUUUGUGAAAAGGUCUGCUUUAUUUGACUGGAUGCUGCAGAAUGCAGUCAUAUAGUAUUUCUGGAUCUGUCCUCUACAGGUGAUUGAGCCAAACUUUGGAAAGGGAGGAGAAAUCAUAACCAUCUUAGCCAUCAAGGUUUCUGUUCAGGCUCUCUUCUCCAGGUUAAAACUCGAUUCAUUCUUCUUCUUUUGUACAUGAUAGAUAUGGAGUCAAAAACGACAUCCAAAUCAACUCAGAUCUAAAAUUGUGUGAUACCUUUUAUACAGUUUUUACCCUUGUUCUUUGACCAACUCCUCUUUGCUUGUGAUUUCAUAGUUCACUAAUGCGGUGCUUGACUGCACAAAUAAAACUAUAUCACACACUGUCUUGUUAAAAUAUGCAAGGGUGGUUAUUUUUAACAGUAGGCCAUUCCUACAUCAAAUCAUAUCAUUGAUAAUGGAUGGCUUUUUUUUUUUUUCAGGUAUGAAAUCACUCCUGCAUGUGACAUGGUCUUUGGUCCAUUGGUCUAUGGCGGCAAAAAAAGGCAGAGCUUCACCAUUGAGAACACUGGAGUCUUUGAGACUCAUUACACUCUUUCCAGGAUGAUCACUGACCCUGCCUCACCAGGAAGGCCAGGGUAUGAGAAUAUGAACACUAUUAUAUGAGUGAAAGUGUAGAUAGAAUGGGCUCAGUGCUGCAAAAAAAGAAAAACAGUAUAACCUUUUUUCAAGAGCAAACUAAGGAAGAGGAUUAGGGCCACUGAAAAAGGGGGGGCCUAGUAUAAUUUUUAAAAAAAUUAUAAAUUUGAGAAAGAAAGUCAGAAUUUUGACUUUAAAUUUUAACUGAGUUUAAACUUAGAACUCUGACUUUAAUCUCAGAACACUGACUUUAAAGUCAGAAUUAACUUUUUUCUCAGCAUAAUAAUUUUAAAAAGUUAAAUUGGAACCCUUUUUUUCCCAGUGGCCCUAAUCCUUUUCUGUACAAACCAUACACAACAAAUGAAAGACUAGGAUUUUUUUUUUUGUUCUGGUUGAGUUUGCACAUUUUUAAACAGUGUCUCAAGAUUGAGGUUUGUGUCCUGCUUCACUUGUAUUAGCGGUCCUGCCAGAGCGACACAAGAGAGCCUUUUGGGGAAGCCUACUGGUGCAAGUUGCAGAGGAAUGAGACCCACACAGGUGAGAAACUGCCUGCAGACAUACCAUUAGUAAGAACACCUGUUCUUUUGUGCUGUAUUUCUAUAAAGGCAGUCCAUGCAGUGUUUGUGUUUCAGAAGGUGAACCAGGAACCUUUUAGGUCACCCCUUUCAUUCUUGAAGUUGUUUUACAUAACAUAGGUUUUUGGAGAAUUUCUUACAUACAAAUGCAAUUCAAGGUAAAUGGAAUGACUCCACUGAUGAAGCAUAGAGGGCAUGUUUACUUCAAUUCCAAAAUGACAUACAGUAUUUACCUUCCAGCGAUGUAUCCAAGGAAUGCAUAGAACUAAACUAAAUGAUAACCUAUCAAAGCACCGGGUCAAUUAUUAUAAUUAAUCACUAAAGUCACUGCAGCAUUUAUGUUACAAAACACAGGUGUAACGUUUUUUAUUUGCUAAGCACAACCAUUGUCAGGAAUCCUAUCAGUGCUUUCAAACAUGGAUGUAAAGAUUCAAGCCAACAAAUACAUAAUCAAGUGUAGCACAUGAAAUGAGAAUGAAAAGGAAGGAAAAAGUACUGGUGCUUAUUUAGCAAACUGGUUGUGGAAAUUAAGAAAAGAAAUCCCUUUAGAAUCUCAUGUGAAACACCAUUUCAUGUGUUUGUGAUAAAAACAAAAUCUUCAUCUUCACACCAACUUUAAAAAAAAAAAGGCAUGUAAUGGGCAUCUUUUGCGUGUUGUAGGUAUCUGAUGUUUUUUCCCCCCAGUCUUCUCUCUUAUGACCCUAUAUUUUCCCCCAGGAUUCCCUCACCAUGGGGGUGUUCUCAGUGUCCCCCCGCGCAGGAACUAUACAGCCAGGGUCUCAGCAGGUCGUCAUUGUGGACUGCCAGGCUGAUCAGCUGGGUAGUUGGAGUCAGUUUUUGUGCAUCGACAUUAGUGAUCGUGACCCCUCAGACAAGCCUGAUGGCAUACCGUACAGGCUGAUGGCAGAGGUCUUCAAGCCAGGUGAGAGCUGAAUCAUAUCAUUCUCUAUAGUCUGGUCAAUUAACCUGUCUGAGAAUGUUUAUAACUGUCUAGUAGUCAUAUGUGCUAUAAAGAGGAUCAUGAGCGCAGACACUGGCUUCUGUACAUGCUGCUUUAAUUUUCGUAUAAUUUAAAACCCUUUUUAUGUAAAUUGCUCUACUUCAAAUAUUUGAAGCCUGAAUAUCAUCAAAGUGCCUGACCAUCUCCACAGAGUGCUUUUCUUUUGGCCCACCUGACUCUGUUUCUUCUGUUUCAUUCAGGCAUAGCUUUAGAUACAGCCUCUAUCUUUGAGGAACAUCAUUUGUGCACCAACAGCAGCCAGCUCUCCUCUGAGCAGUUCUGUGACGCUAAAGGAAUUUAUGUCCGAGAUGAGAACAAGUUUGUCUUCAACAAAGUCCUGGUUGGACAAACUGCCGAGGCCCGCUUUAAAUUCACAAACAACAGCAAGGUUCCCUGUGUGCUCAGCAUGGCCAUCCGAUACGUUAGCACUAAGGUAAGGCAUAAAAAGCUCUAUUCUAAGGGAGUGAACAUGGAUCACAGGUUCAAGUUGAUGGUUAUUAAAAGGUCAAAAUCUUGCUGUCCCUUCACAGACACCUCGCACUAUGAAGGUUUUUGACUUACCCACUACAACACUCAGCAUCCCCAGCCAGUCACACUCAUUUGCAGUGGUCACAUUUGCCCCACAAACAAUGCAGCUCUACAGUGCUGUGUUCGAGGCCACAUUAGAGGGAAUCAGCAGGUAAUCAAGUUUAUUUCUUGUGUAUGCGCCUUUGUGCGUCCUUGCUGUUUGUUCACUUAACAUUUAUAGUAAUUUGAGAGAACCCUUUCACUAAUGAUCUCUCUUUGAUCCAGAAUGACACCCACAUCCAAGAAUAAGGUGCUGGAGUUUGAGCUCAUGGGAGAAGGAAAUCUUUCCAGUGUAUGUGUGGUGCGUCCAGCUCUAAGGAACAACCAAGGAAACCCAAUGCUACAUUUCCGGCGGGCACCGGUAGAGCGCAGACAAACCCUGCCAUUGGUCCUGCUAAAUGAUGGAAAUAUCCCAGCUCAGGUGAGAGGACAUACAGACUCAUACAAAUGUUUUGCAAACAUACUUAUACAUUAAAAAAAUACUUAAGAUAAGGGAGUAAGUCAAUAAAACAGCUAUAUGUUUGAUGGUGCUGUGUAGGUCCACAUUGACAUGCUGGAUAAACACCAAGUCUUUACCCUCAGAGCUGCUCAUGGCAACACUCUGAGCUCUAUUCACUCCACAGUGCUGAAGGGCACCACUUCAGGUAAAACAUUUACUUACUAGUUGAUUCUGUCACUUCUCCACUUAGAUAACCAUUCAAGUUAAUGUCAAUGUCAAUUUCUAUCGGCUUCUUUCUGUUCUGCUGCGGAUUGCCGCACUCUGCAGCUGAUUGCAAGAGUUCUAUUUUUGCAGACACCGGAGCAUACCGGAUAAAUUCGAACAUGUGAAAGGUUUAUAGACAGAAUUUUAUCCCGAUGACACCAUGGAUGAGGAGAUCCUGAUUUUAUAAGCCUAAAAGUAGAUUUCCUCCUCUGGAAGGACACAAUCUACUGCUUAUAUGGUUAGCCUAUGUGGCUAAAGACAACUUGUCAGUGCAACAUAAUCAACAGUGCAAAAUGAUCAUGAUGAUGAUUAUUACUUCAUGGAAAUGAUCUGUUGCACUCAAUGAUCAACUUGUCAGGGCUUCCCCACAAACAAGCAGCUGCUGGAGGACAGCGGGUGAAUUGUGUUUAGUCUCUUUGCUAAAGAAACCAGGCAAAGCUAAAAAGAUGUUUUGAUGGCUAUGGCUGGGACCCUAUAUGUACUGAUGAUGAAGUUAGGUGCUGUUUUGAGCAUUAUUUGUGGCCAUAGAGUGGCUUUUUGGUCGAGGUUUGCACGUGGAGAUGUAGACCAAUGUGUAUUGCUAUUGUGUGGUCGUUUCUAAAGUUGGUUUAACUAGCGAAGAAAGCAGUCGGCAACAUUCAUCUCUCAAGGGGGUGACUAACUUGGUGUUACAUUGUGUUUGACCAUAACCUAAAUGUACGCCGCAAUAUCCUUUAAGAGUUCAUUAGUACAAGUGAAAUUUUUUUUUUUUUUUAUGAUUACAAAUAUUCUUACCAUUGCUCAUGCACUGCAGUUUUGCCCUCAUCCAGUGCCCUGUGACACAAAUGGUUUGAUCUCUGAUUGAAACUGACUCGAGUGUGUGUGUUUUUUUUAUUCUCUUUUUAUUUUAAAGCCAUUUUGCAUUAAAAAUCAAUAGUUCUCAGACCAAAUUCAGCCUAUAAUUACCUCUUCAUUUCCUCCAGAGCAUGGGUUGGUGCACAGAGCCACUCUCAGGCUGAACACUAAUGAACAUGCAGAAUUUGAAGUCAGUUUUUGCACUGACAAACCGCUGAGUGUCAAGGCCAAGAUGUCGCUGCAGGUUGAGGACAACCAGUAUGCCAACACAAUCAUCUCAGUGACUGGAGAAGCAUAUCGGGAAGUGGUUUCACUUGACAACAUCAGCAAGUCACUCCGGGAAAUGGACCAAGAAGAUGAGGAGAUAGGUAAGACUAGAAUGAAGGGCAGAGGACUUACCAUGAUGAAAGAAUCCGUUUUUCUCAUCCUUGGCUUUUCUUUUUGGCUUCUCUGACCUUCAUAACGCUCAGGUUAUUACGAGGAGUUAAAUUUUGGUGAUUGCCACGUGAAUGUUUCUCAUCAAGAGAGUUUCACCAUGACCAAUCACAGCAGCAGCCAAGUUGUGAGGUUUGAGUGGCCUUCUACUGGACCUCAUGUUUCCUUUUCACCACAGGUUUGACUGCAUGAUAACACUGUACUGCAGCAUAAUGCAAUAACAUAGUCAUUCUCACAGUGUCCUCCCAUCAAGCUGUGUUCUUAGAAUAGUACUUUGUGACAAUGACUAGGAUUUUUUUCUUGCAGGUGGGUCACCUUCAUACUGGUUGCUCUAAGGAAGUGACAAUCACCUUCUGUUCCAGUCAACCAGUGACUCUGACCAGCCAACCAAUGACAUGCAAGCUUUGUCAGGUGGCGUUCCAGCAGCCUUUAGAUCAGGUGGCUGACUGGGACGACCGACAGAGGACAGUCCAGUGGCAAACACCACAGCAGUCUGUGAAGAACAAGGUAAACAUGUUGGCUUUGAUAGCAAAGACGUGUUGCAGAUAGAGGCACUAUUUCACUGAUGUAGUUCUGAUGCAUUUGUAUUUUUUACACGCAGGUGGUUAAGACAGAUCCUGAGCCAUGCUGCACAGUGGUUGAGGGCUCCCAGUGGGAGUUGGAAUUACGUGUCAGUGCAAUUUGUGAUUAUGUGAAGUUCAGCUGCAUCAGAGACACCAUCCAUUUCAAAGACACUAUGCUUUACCAAACCAGGACCCACCAGUAAGUCUGGAUUCUUCAUGAGGGGUUUUCAUUUUUAACCUAAAAAUAUUGUAUCCCAGAGACAAAAGAUGAUAAACAUACUUUAUCAAAAAAAAAGCAAGUGGAUUAAAGUGAUAUUACACGACACAUCUUUUCAUAAGUUAUUGAAAACAUUAGUCUCAACGUUAUCUGUCAGUUCAUAUUGAUUGUCCUACCGUUCACUUGGUCAGACUGCUGCCUAUUCUUUGAAUUCUUCAUUCGAAGCAAAGACUCACUCCCCCUCAGGAGGGAAAAAAAUAACGCCUCAAACUCAGAGGUGCUGACCCUCAUCUCUGUUGUUUUGCGCUUGGUGGAACCCCCUCUUGUGUGGUAGAAAAAAGUGUUGAAUUAAACCCUAAUAACAUUCAAUGACUGAAUAUAAAACUAUUUCAGUAUAGUCAUCAUCUGUAUGUCACUGUUUGUGUUGGUUUUUCCAUGUGCAGAUUACAGAUGGUGAAUCAUGGUGAUGUCAAGCUUGAGUUCUCCUGGCAAGUUGUCAUGGAUCCCAGAAACACAGGAAACCUUGACCAAGGAGGUACAAAAGUUAUACUUCUGCUACAUCAUGAAUUCAGCUUUUAGUGAUCUUUUUUUUGCAUUAACUGUUCCCAUUUUUCCACCUUUAUUCCUUUUUCCUUCUUUGACUUUGGCAGGAUUUGGAUUUAAACCUUUCAAAUGGCAUUUGGAUUGUGUGCAUGUGACUGUGUGUUGUAUCUAACAGGUAAGACCCUAACCGCCAGACCAGGAAGUGCAUCAACGAGCACUGUUAGUGGAGCCCGUUCAUCUAGCGCCCUGGCCAGUGUGAUGUCUCUUAUGAUGCAGAAUCCUGAGCAUCCUCCCUUCAGCAUUGAGCCCACAGUAGGAACCAUACAGCCUGCUGAAACUGAAACUUUUAGCAUUCGCUUUUCACCUCUGGAAGUGGUACAGUUUCAGGGCAGGCUGCUCUGCAGGUACUGGAAAUUCAAGAAGCGAAAUAAAACUGUAAGUCACUUGAGUUAAACACACUUUUCACAGUCUUCAUUUUUCUACUCUUUCAGUAUUCCCAACCUGCAUGAGAACGAUCAGGCUCCCUGUAUCUCUGUGUGUGGCCAAAGCCUAUUUCCCCACUACCACAUCAACCUAGAAGACUCAGACUAUAUCACACGCCGCAACCCUGAAUUCAGGGCACAUCUGGAACCAAAUAUCAGGGUGGUAGAGUUAAAUGCUGUCGGCUUCUCUGCCCCAUCAUCAAGGUAACAAAGAGAGAAAUGAAAGAUUCAUCUUAUCUCUGUGACUAUAAACCCUUUGUUUCAAAUGUGAUUGUGUGGUUGUGAUUAUUCAACAGAUGUUUCACUGUCAUGAACCCAACCAGUAAGCCUUAUUCAUUCAAGUGGAGGUGUGAGGACACAGGUGACAGCCCAUUCCGCUGCCUCACUCCCUGUGGAACCAUCCUGCCAGGGAAGAAAGUGGAAGUAAGAAAUGUAGAAGAUCAGAUGAGAGAGUCUCCAUCCCUUUUCAUGUUAAGUUCAGUUGUUAUCUUAUAACCCUGUGCUCAAUCUUGUGUGUAUCACAGGUUUGUUUUGAAUAUGUAGCUGAGCAGCUGGAUACGGUGGAGUCAUUCUGGAGCUUUGUGAUCGAGACUCUGUCGCUGUCUGUCCCUUUUCUGUGUGUUGGCACUGCCAGAGAACCAGUCAUCUAUCUCGACAGACCUCACCUAGACUUUGGGGAACUGCUCGUCGGUAUGUAACAUAAAUGAAUCGCUCAUAAAGAUACAUUUGCACACGUGUCUGCAUAGUGAUAUCGCAUAGGUUGCUCGACUUGUGUGUGUGUGUGUGUGUGUGUGUGUGUGUGUGUGUGUGUCUUCCCUCACAGGUCGUAAAGUAGAGCAUAUAGUUUAUGUGAUAAAUGGAGAAGAAGAGCCCUUCCAUUACUCUAUCCUGCCGUCAUCUCUAGUCUGUGAUGAUCAGGAGUCUGCCCUGGUUUUGCAACCGAUGACUGGCACAAUAGCACCAAAGGACAGGUUAAUAACACUGUAACAUACACUAUGUACUACUAAAAAUUGAGAUGCCUGACUAUGUCUAACUAUUUAAUUUAUCCUUAGACCAAUGUGUAUUGCUAUUCUGCGGUCAUUACUAAAGUUGGUAUAACUAGAAAAGCAAGCAGUCGGCAACAUUCAUCUCUGGAGGGGGUGUCUAACUCGGAGUUACAGUGUGUUUGACCAUAACUUAAUUUUACGCCAGAAUAUCCCUUUAAAUCUGAGUACAGUCAUUAGGAGCAGUAAAAAUGUCAACCAAUGUUUACACUUUGGUGCAGAUUGCCGAUGUCAGUGUCCUUCACUCCUUGUCGUGAGGGCUGCGUGAGCUUCAAAUUGGUUCUGAGAGUGAAGAGGAAGUCAGAGCUGCUCACAUUCCCAGUGAAGGCCAGUUGUUUCACCAUUUCAGUUCAAGUUGGGAAGCCAAAUGAAGCUUUCAGGGAGGCUAAAGCUGACAAACAGGACUCUCUGGACUUUGGAGAGGUCAGCACACUUUCACACCACACACCUGUCACACACAGACUCUAUUCCAAGUGUAAAGUUUGAGACCGAUUGUGUUGUUCUGUCUGAACAAACAUCAUAUGCAGGUGGAGAUUUUGACGCAAUCGACCCUGAAUUUGUUGGUCUCUCAUCCGGCUAAAUUCAGUCUUGGGGUGAGCUUUGACUUGGCGGGUCCCUGCGAGGUGCUUCAGCAUUUGGAGGCAAAACCAGAAAAUGCUACUCUUGAGUUUAGGAAACAGCUUCAGACCUCACUGAUCUUUUCCCCUAAGAGCAUUUGUAACCUUGAGGAUGUCCGACUGAGUGUUAAGGUGAGGCGCUGAUCUCCCAAUAAUGAAACCCAAUAAUUGUUUGUUUUAAAUAUGUUCUACUGAAUCUUGUCAUUUUCAUACAGAAGUUCAGUCAGUAAAUGGAAUGCAAUGCAGAAGUACAUGAUAUUCUUCUUCAUUUGUCCUUUCUACAUUGCUGUCUCCUCCAUGCUAACCUUUUGGUACAUCUUGUCAGGUAAAGCAUGGGCCAAAAUUUGUUUUUGCCCUCAAAGGCAGGGUUGUAACAUCUAGCCUUCAAUUUUCCUUCACCAAAUACAACUUUGGCAAGUGCUUCCUGUACUGUCCUGACACUGUGCCGACAUCAAAGACUCUUAUCAUCAGCAACAAAAGCAAAAGGGACAUCAGGUAGGUGUUUUUUUUCUUUCUUUAAUUUUCCAUGUACUCUAAUUCCUCAGAAAAUGCAUUUUCUUCUUAUAGAGUGAGAGUUUAGAGACCUUCUGGAAAAAAAAGCUCUAUUUUGCAUUUCUCAGUGUCCAGUUUCAGUACAAGACCACCUCUUACCUGGAAGUGGACUUCAGACCAGAUAUUUUGUCCCCUGGUGCUAUGAUGGAGGUACCAGUCAGGUUCUAUCCUCGUGAGGCAUGCCACUACCAUGAGAAACUGAUCUUUAUUCUGAACAGCAGCAUCAUGAAACAAGUGGACAUACUGGGGCAAGGCAUAGAGCGGAAGGUAAGUCUGAUCAUUUUAAGGUAAAACUAUGGUAUUUAUGCUGCAAGAGGACGGCAAAUUCAACGGCCUUAGUGUCUGGACAACAAAAGAUAAAACACAGUAAAGAAAUCUGUUUUUGAGGUGGAUGCAAAUACAUGCCCUUUCAUUUUGCUGUUUGGACAGUCAUUACUUGGAGCAAAAGUGUAAACCCACAGCAGGUUUUUUUUUCACACAACAAGGAUUACUUGCCAGUUAUGUAAUGAGCGAGUGAGUGGCGGGGGGUAGAAGUCACAGCCCAGCAGGAGUGACAACUCAAGCUGUGGCAGCAGACAGUAGGUCAGUUACACAGCACGGAAAUUGCUCAGCUAACAUUAUCAUCUACCCCAUUAUGUUGGAUGGGCCUAAAACACAGUGUGGUGUAAAUUAGCUGUGUGGUUAACAAGAAAGACAACAGACCGAUUGCGGUUAAUGCGUUGGAUUAGUAAUUACCUCCGCAAAGGAGGUUAUGUUUUCAGUAGAGUUGGUUUGUUUGUUGGUUUGUUGGUUUGUUUCUUUGUUUAUCUGUUUGUCUGUUAGCAACUUUAUGGAGAAAGUUACAGACGGAUUGACCUGAAAUUUUGAAAAUGAAAAAGUGAAAGUUUCUGUUUUUAAAUGAUCAUGAUCCUAGAGAUUAGAAAAAGCAAUUAGUCUGAAAAAUAAAAGAAAAAAAAGUCUGAAAAACAGAAAAAUUGGUCUGAAAAACAGGGGAAAAAAUAUUAUGAAAAACAGAAAAGCAAAAAAAUAAAAUACAAAAAAACAGAAAAGCAAAAAGAAUUACUCUGAAAAACAUUUUUUCUAUUUUCUUGGUGAAUGCAAUAAACUUCUGUAGCAUAAAUGUUAAAUAAAACAAUGAUAAAUAGACUGAGAAUUAUGAAAAGAGUAGGUUUUUUUUUAAAUGUAGUCAGAGAUAGGGCAUUUUGGAUGUCUGAGGGGAGGCUGUUCCAGAAGGUGGGGGCUGUAGCACUGAAAGCCCUGCCUCCAAAUGUACGGAGUCUAGAUUUUGGGAUGGAAAGCAGGCCACUGUCUCAAGACUGGAGGUUCUAGGAAGGGGUGUAUGGGUGAAGUAGGUCAGAGAGGUACUGAGGGGCGAGGUCCAGGAGGGCUUUAUAGGAAGGGAGUAAUAUUUUUGUAUUUGAUGCAUGAUUUUAUUUUUUAGAGGCCACGACAAAGGCUUUUGUAUGAAGACUUACAUAAACAUAGGUUUACAUUUACCUUUCUAAAUUCCCUCGACUGGAAAAAAAAAACGAUGUUAUUUAUUAUGAAAGGAUGUAUUUAAUUAUUCCCUUUAUGUUUCAUUAUGCCUUAGCUUGAAGUAAAGGAUCCCAAACACAGGAAACUAAAACUUGGAUCUCUGAUGGUUGGUCAGAAAGUCAAAAAACAAGUGACUUUGGUGAAUCGCAGCCCUUUAGAUCUUUCCUUUACUCUGCUGCUCAACACAAAUACAGCAUUGGACCAAAAGGUAGGAAAUAAAAGCCAACACACACACACACCUAAACACACACACAUACAUCCAAACUAAUGUCUAGACUAGCAGCACAUUAUGUGAUUUCAUAAUCAUCUCUUAAUCUCCAAAUUCUCUCCCAGGAUCUGUCAUUCAGUCCCACAAGAGAGCUGGUGCUGAAAGCAAAAGGCGGCUCAUGUGAUGUGGAGAUUCAGUUUUCUCCUCGCCAGCAGGUACCGCUCAUCAGUGCUGAGCUACAGGCGCAGUUUCCUGGCCUGUUUCUCCCCCUGCUGACCAUACAAGGCUGCUGCAAGGUAAAGAAACUAAUAAGUGGGUUAACUGACACAACAUUUAUGAGUUUUUCAACUUUAAGAAAGUAAGAAAUACCAAUGUUAGUUGGAUAAAGCAAUUCUAAUCUCAAGGUUUUAACUCACAGGUUGUGGAGGUCCAGCUGGACCAGGACCACCUAGCCUUUGGAGCUGUUGUCCAGGGUUGCCAGGCCAGGAAGAGGAUAGUAAUGAGGAACAUAGGGGACAUUGGGGCUAGGUAAGGUCAAGUAAGAGAAAGUUGUCGACUCAUGUUUGAGUUAUUUUCUGAGAUAGAAAACUUCGUGAAGAAACAAUUGAGCAGAAACAGAUGAACAUAUCCAUCCAUUAGUACACACAGUUAUCAAACAAGAACCCAGCGGCAGACUUUAACACGUGUGCUGGGGAACACUUUUCUUUUUUAAUCUGUAUGUGAUCGUUUAAUAGUUUCACUCUACGGCUCAUUCUCUCAGGAUUUAUGUCCUUUCAUCUCUUUUUUAUUUUUCUGGCCCUUAGGUUCCAGUGGAAAACAGACUCAUUUCCUCCAGAGCUCUCCAUUGCACCUGCCAAAGGCUAUAUCUCUCCAGACAAGGAGGUUCCUCUUGAAGUGACUUUUGCUCCUGUGGAGCUGAAUAAGGACACAAGAUAUGAGAAUGUGAUAUGCAAUGUGGAGGGCUUCUCGUCACCUGUUACCCUCACUGUGACCGGCUCCUGCAUCAUAGCGUCCACCAGCAAAGAGGUUCAAUUCAUUAACUCCAUAUACUAUAAGUUAUUAAAUAUUUACUCUGUUGGGGUUUUGCAUGUGAUGAACAGCUGUGUAAACCUUUAUUUUGAGUAAAUAAUUUGCAGAAACACCGCAGCCACAAACCAAAAGUAUACAUGAUCAUACAUCUAUCCAAUCUCUUAUUACCAGGUGGUGAAUUUUGUUUGCCCAGUGCGGCGCUCCCACACACAGACCCUUCCUGUGUUUAAUCCUACAAACCAGCACUGCUGCAUCAAACCUGUCAUCGAGGGUGAGCAGUGGGGCGCUGAGCCGUCCAUCAACUUUGAACCACUCCAAAACAAGACCUACAAGAUCACCUACAAACCACUGACCAUGACUGCAGAUAAGAAGAAACACCUGGUAAAGAGCUCUUAACAGUCCCUCUACCUGUGUGCUCCUUGCGUACAGCUAAAACUGUGCGAUUCGUUGUUCAAUCAACCCAGACAUGACCUUGUUUUUUUGUCUCUGGUCUCCACAGGGAUCUGUCUUUUUCUCUUUUCCUGAUGGGAGCGGAAUGCUCUACUCCCUGCAGGGGACAGCUGAGCCUCCUAAGGCAGAGGACACCAUUCUACAUGAGCUGCCUGCCAAGACUUACCAUACACAGAUGAUCCCUGUACACAACUGGCUCUCCAAGCAACAGCGGUAAACUCACACACAAACACACACAUCUUUAAGUCUCAAGUUUUUUUUUUCUUACAUUAUAUAUUGCAGAAACAAUCAAUUUGCAACAGCUGACUUAUUUGAUUAUUUGGAGACAAUAGGAACACACUGCACACUCAUUGUCAUGUCAUCACCACCAAGUAGGACAAUAACAAUGCUUCCUAUCGACAAACCAGCAUUUUCCACAUCAUUCCUUCAGUAUCAAGUUGUAGUCCACCUAAAAUUGUAAUUCCAACACUUACUUUCUUUUGGCUAAGUUUUGGUAUUUUUCAACACCUGAUUCUUGCUGCUCAAAAGCUUGGCCAUUUCACCAGCUGUUGCCCAUUAGGUCAGUGCUAGGUAGGUAGUGCCAUACAGAUUUAUUCACUACUUCCUGAGAUGACUCUUUGAAAACAGGAGGAGUGUAAUAAUCGUAAAUAAUAAUUGAUAAAUAUAAUAAUAGUAAAUUGUGGCAGCCCUGCUAAAAAAAAAAACAGGACAUCUUCUGUACUGUACUUCCUUUUAGCCAUCUAAAAUAUCAGCUUCUCAAUUUUUCAUGCAAUUAUUUGUUCUAAACAUUAUAUUUCAGUCUGUAAUUUGUGUAAUUAAUUCAUCAAAACACUGAAUUACACACUCAUAAUGUAUAUCGCACAAAGAAAAAUGAUGACAAAAGCACAGUCAUAACCGUCCCGCUAAAUUCCCCUCUGUAUCCGCUGUUUUCAGCACAUUUUUACAAUGGAAUAAAAUGCAAAAAAUAAAGUAAUUAUAAGUUGCUUCAAAAGAGUAGCAGCUCAUUUUGCAAUAAUGAUGACUAUGUAAAAGAACAUCUCACCAAAAAGUCUUAAAAAAUAGCGACAUGAUUCUCCUAGACAUAACUUGCAGGAGGUUAAUGUGAUUCAGCUAUUUUGGAUAGCACUUUGUGAUGUGCCAGAAUUAUUGUAGUGCAAAAGGUGUCCUCCAGGGGGCAGAAGACAAGUGUCAAAAUGUACAUAUCAGAGUUUUAUGUUAUAUACCCAGUGCUUCUCAAAGACAGUAUCUUGAAUAUUUUUUUAUUUUAGGACUGAGCAAAGAUUCUUACAUACUUGAAUUUACAUACACUGACAAUGAAAUUAAUAACUGUAUUGAAUAGAAACUCUCUAUGUCAGGACAUUUGGUCAUGAGUGUCCCUGUACUCAGGUUUCGUGUGCUGAUGGAAAUCCUGAAUCCUGACAAGACAGAUGCCACAGUGUCCCUCAGUGGUUUUGAAUACAUUGAUGUCCCCUCCUUGUCCAAAAGAGACUACAAAAUGUCUUUUUAUACCUACAAAGAGGGGCAGUUCAAUACCAAGGUUUGAUCCUACACAGAUUCACAGAUCUGAUAUGAUCCUCAGCCUUCUUCAUAUGUGGACCUCUACUUCUCCUCAGGUGACGUUUCAAAACAGGACAUCUGGCGAGUAUUUGUUUUACCUUGUUAGCUUCAAGGUGACUUCUUCAGGGGUGAUAUCUACCAUAAAGCUAGAAACAACUGUCCGUCGGAUGAUCCCAGCCACUGUGCAGGUGGAGAACCCUCUCACCACCCCGACAUGCCUCAGUACUGAGUGUAGCAGUCCUGACAUCAGCGCACCAAAUCAGUAUACUGUGCCAGGACAGUCCAAGGUGGAGCUUGAGUUCAUCAUUCUAUUGAAAGAGAGGUGUAUACUGACAGUAUUUAAUAUAUGUUUCUUAUGAGUGUGUCUUCCUUUUUAGAGUUCUCUGAGCUUUGAAUACCUGCCCCUGCAUGCAGGUGAGUCUACGGCUCGACUCACUCUGAACUCUCCUGAUCUGGGCUACUUCCACUAUGAUCUGGUCCUCAGAGCUCAGCCUCCGCCAACAGAGAAUACUGUCCACUUCAGCACUUCUUUGGGGAGCAGCCAUUCUGUCCUCAUUAAAUUCACCAACUACUCUCGAUUCAGAACUGAGUACUCAUGCAAGGUAAGAAUAUAUGAAACAGAACCUCAUGACUUAUAAAUCCUUGCACACAAUGUCUCUGUUUUCUGGACAAGCCUUGUUUUUACUCCAUGAAAUUAGUAGUUGCACAUUUUUGAAGGACUGACCCAUGUAUAAGGACUGAUGUCAGUCGAGCUGCCUCAGAAUAAAUGAUUACAAAGACAGCUUUGACUUGGAAGCCUGUGAUGUGAAUAAAAACAUUAGCACAUUAGCAGUGUCAAUAGCUGGUAUCAAAAUAUUUGAUUUUUAUGAGUUACUGCUGUAUCUCUAACAAAGGUUAAAAGUUAAAUGAUUGACAAAAGAGAUUUUCUUUGAUAUGUUUUUCAAUCAUGACUUCUCUGACCUUCCAAAUGUUUUCUGUGAUGUGAGACUCAUAUUUUGCUGUGAUGGAUCAUCUUGAUUUCUCCCACCUGCAGACGAACUGCCCAGACUUCACUGUAGAUGAGUAUGUUAGUGCUGCUCCAGGUUCCCAGGUGGGGUCAGAGGCCUGUGUGGAGGUUCGUUUUGAACCUCAUCAGCAGGGAGAAAUGAGGGGCCAGCUCACCUUGUCCUCAGGCAUUGGUGGAGAAUACAUCUUCCCCUUACUAGGAAUCUGCCUCCCCCCCAAACCUCAGGGCCCAUUCAGCAUCAAGGCGGGUCGCAGCAUCACUAUCCCUUUCAAGAAUGUUUUCCUGCAUAACACUUCUUUUUCUUGUCAGGUAAAGACUUGAUAACUACAGCACAGUAAAAUAAGUAGUCUCAGAAAAUUAUUUUGGCAUAGUCACAAGAGGAAAAUGCUGUAAUUUGACUAUUCCACUCUUUAAUUUUAGACUUCUCUUCACAUCUCCCACUUUUUAAAUUAAAUUAAAUUCCUCCACUUUAGAUUGUAAUUUGAAUUCAGAUUGUGAUUUGUAUGACCUUGCCUUAUGUAUCUUAUUCCUAGGUUGACAACCCUUGCUUCAUUGUCAAAGGAGUUGACACUGUCCUGUCCAAGAAGACAGACAACAUCCUGGUCUCUUUUGACGCCUCUUCUGUUAGCUCUGCAGGACCAUGGUACGGCAGGCUGACCAUCACCAGCCAGCGUUCGGAGUGCCACAAAAAACCUUGCUCGUGGGUCUAUUACUUAAAGGGGAACCGCCCUGAGUCAUCUUAA
Molecule: messenger RNA, 37164 nt
Organism: Xyrichtys novacula (pearly razorfish)
Lineage: Eukaryota; Metazoa; Chordata; Actinopteri; Labriformes; Labridae
Source: the annotation of a GenBank genome assembly